This is a messenger RNA of Gregarina niphandrodes, 627 nucleotides long. RefSeq names its product DHHC palmitoyltransferase. Gene Ontology annotation, biological process: protein targeting to membrane; peptidyl-L-cysteine S-palmitoylation. The record is from RefSeq and is a predicted model, not a curated record. Gene Ontology annotation, molecular function: protein-cysteine S-palmitoyltransferase activity. The transcript has a single exon. Gene Ontology annotation, cellular component: Golgi apparatus; endoplasmic reticulum. Bases 1 to 627 code for a protein of 208 amino acids. NCBI's taxonomy places the organism in Eukaryota, Apicomplexa, Conoidasida, Eugregarinorida, Gregarinidae.
AUGGGCAAAGGCGAAGUUCUAUCUGGAUACCACAGGAUCGCAUCGUUCUUCGCGAUAACAUGGAAUCUUUAUGCAUACCUUCGGUUAUGGGAAUCGGAUCCGGGGUUUGUAAGGGAGGAAACAUUAGUGGAGACCGAACCCGUGUUCGAAGGUGCGCGUUCAAGUGAGACGGCCCCCAACAAGACAAUGAGAAUCACACGAUCAAAGGCCCGAGCGUUGGCCGCUCUGGCCAAGGAACGGGCGGCGACAGAGGCCGCGAUGGAGGCAGAACGGUCUUUGGACCCGUUAAGUGCGACACGUCGAAUCGGAGGCCGAAAGGGAAGUAAAUCGAAGGAAGAAGAUGACCUUCAAAUCUGUGCAGACAGGUACUGCUACACUUGUGAGGGGGUUGUACGCGGACAUGAUCAUCACUGCGUGUGGUUGAAGAAUUGCAUCGGCUCCAACAACUGGCAACCGUUCGUGCUAUUCCUGGCCACACAUGCUGCUAUGUGCCUGUACGGGAUCUAUCUUACACUUUCAAUUCUUCGAUUCGAUGCUAUUUACCGAGGGAUGAAUCGACGUAAGAAAGCACCAUACCCCCUCUCUUGGCAUCCACCCACCUUGGCAUCUACCCACUUUGGCUACUAG